Penaeus vannamei (Pacific white shrimp) is the source of this 2964-nucleotide messenger RNA. NCBI's taxonomy places the organism in Eukaryota, Metazoa, Arthropoda, Malacostraca, Decapoda, Penaeidae. The record is from RefSeq and is a predicted model, not a curated record.
GAGGCGAGCGGACUGCGAUAUAGUUUGUGUAUUCGGUGAUUUCCACUUGCUCUGCAUAAACUUUAAGGACUGAUUCGAGAUUCGAAAAGAGUUGUGAAUUCUCAGCAUUCAGCGCAAGCGGACCUAUUGGCUGAUACGAUGGAGAGGCUUGUUAAAGCAUCGCCAAGCAGCCACCGUCACAUCAAAGAAAAGGGACUAAUGUUAGAGGAAGUAUCUGACACAGACACAAAUGGCUGGUCAUGGAGUCCAUCAGCGACCAGGUUGUCAUGCUCCUUCUUCCCCCGAGGCUGGUCUUGGAGUCCAGUCGCAGGACGCGAGUCGGGCGAGCAGCCCAACUGUUGGUCAUGGAGUCCGUACCUCAAACGCACGCGCCAGAAGUUACGUAUGAAGUGGUCGUGGAGUCCUCAUACCAUAGACAUGCCGACGCAAGUGGCAGCUUUCGAAGCUCUAAGAAGGUCGUCUCCAGCACGCAGGAUGAAUCGCUUUAAAUUGCCGAAGCAUUGCGGGGAGGAAAGGCCACUUCAUGGAAACACGCCCUUUGAGCAAAAUGGUUCACGGCGGUUGCGGAUGCAUGUGCCAUGCAAUGGUGAUGAUGUGCAUGAUUUUGCAUCAGUGACAGGUUUGCACUCAGCUCGAGUACAAAAUUGUCAUAGCCCACCCUUGUUUUUCAAAGAACUAAACGUCAAAACAUUUGAGGAUGGUCUCAGUAAAGUCACUGAUGAGUUAACUGUUUCUUCAGAUUGCAAUGUUCCCCAAACUACAUACAGUUUACAGAAUUUCGAAAAUAUAGUUAAGAUUGAAAAAGUAAAUGAAGUGAUGUCUUGUACUUCAGAUCCAUCACCUGAUGCAGAUGGAAAUGAAUCGUUCGUUGCCGAUGGAACGCCACCAGAUGGCACUGACGACUGGCAUUCUCCACCAGUCCUGGCUGCCACGACUCCACAUGCUGGAGGCUCCGGUGUUGUAGGUGAUGACGCAUCUAUAUCAUUCACUACAGAUGGUACUGAUCAAAGCAAUACAUUAGGACUAAUAAAUAACUCAAAGGAUUCUAACAGUGAUGUAAAGCAAUGUGUGUGUACUAUCACUGAAAUAAAUGUUAAGUACAAUUAUUCGUCACGUCUGGUUAACAGUGAAAACAAUAUGAAUGCCGAGGAUCACUGUCGUGAAAGUAGCAGUAAUCUCUGUAAUAAAACUGGUGAAGCAGAAAUUUGUGUGAUCAAAGACAUGAUAACAAUUAAUGCUGACACUCCAGCUCCCCUUAGUGUGAGUUGUAACGUGAGCAGAAAGUGUAAAGUCAACGCCAAUGCUGAUAGAGAAAUUAAUUCAACCGAGGCAAUUUGUACUGAGAAAGCUGAAGGAUCAGUCUCACUUGUGAACACAGCUAACAACACGGAAGAGGUUGAUGUUUCACCAGAUACAGAAAAUGAGGAAUCGGCAAUUGAUAAUGAAAGUAAUGAGGCAAGACAAAUUAGCGAUAAAAUAGUAUGUGAUGAAGAUAAUGAUUUAUUGGGACUAAAUGUUACUGAUAAUACUGCAGGUGAAACACUUGUUGAAAUGCGGGAAGAAAAUGAGGCAGUAGUUGAAGAGCACAGGGUGUUGGGCGAUUCAUCGUCACCAAGUGGCGAUGAUGAAAUGCAAGUUGAUACAUUAACAACCAAUAUUCCGGGACAAGUUGAUGUUUCAGAUAAUUCAUCGCCACUAGACGAAUUUGAGGAGUCAAAAAAUGGAAAUUUACAAGUGGUUGAUGAUGAAGGAAGCAAGAAGCUGAUCAAUACAACAGAUGAAACUGUAGACGUUUUGCCAACAGAAAACAGCGUUAAGCAAAUUGCAAUCGAUCGUUCGUCAGAAAUUGCUGAAGAUGAUGCAAGAAGCAAAAGCUUGGACACUUCAACAGUAACAGAUAUCCCUGUUAAAGGAACAAGCGAGGACGAUCCAAAUGACUUACCGAAGGGCGAGUGUGGGCUUCAUGCACCUGUACCAAGUACUACAGAAGACAGUGUAUACAGUUUCGAUGAUCAGAGAGAGAAGUUACCUCUUUCACUAAAUGAAAAUUCAACAGAUAAAACGCAUGAAGAUAAUGACAAAACACAUGGUAUUAUUGAUACAAUAGCUACUCAAAGGACAAUAAACAUGCAUCCCGAAGAUGCAUCCGAAACUACCAUACUUUGUAAUUCAUUGAUGAAUAAAACGCACGAUAUUGAACCUAGUUGCCAAACACCAGUCGAUUCACAAAGGAUGAGUUGUGAAAAUGAAAACAAAGAAAUUUCUUCUGAUAAGCGCAGCACAUUUGAAAUGAAUUACAAAUUUCACUCAGAAAGAAAACUGUGGGAUGUACCUUUGAAAGACGCAAGCAAAAGCAUGGAUAUAAAGAAUGCUGACAGUUCUCUGUUUUUCGUAAGUAGUGAGACGGUUAAUAGCAACCUAGCAGGCUCCUCAGAGGAUCAUGCACACCCUGGAAAUCCCACGAAAAGCGUAAAUAACUCUGGGUCGGUUGUUUCCAGUGACAAAUAUGUAGAUGAAGGAACAUUUGAUAAUUGCCUUUCAAAACCGGCCUCUGCAUUUGGAGGAUACGAGUGCAGUGACUUUGCUAAUGACAUCAAAGUGUCGGACAUGUCGCAAGAAGUUGAUGCUAUGACUUUUCAGGGUUUGAGUGAUGUGUCUGCAUUAGAAGCGAUGGGAGGAGAAUGGUCACCCGGCGGUAGUUUUCCAGUCUUGACAAGUCAACUAUCUUUAGCUGUAAAUUAUAGGGAAAGUGAUAGUUCUACCUUACGUAAUGCAUAUAGUACCCCAUCAAAGACCAGCCAUAAUAUUUCUGAAUCCGGUAACAGGUUCCUAGACUUGGAAGAGCAAACUUGGAAUCCAAAGUCUGUAUUAGCAGAAUUUAGAUCCAGGAGUGCAUCACCAACAGAAGUUAGAUCCAGGAUGACAUCCCAGUGCAUCACCAACCACGAGUGCAUCAGAAGUUAG